AUGAAUAAAAUACCUUUUUUAAAAAAGAAAAAAGUCGAAGAAAGAAGCCGAAAAAUCAAAGUCAAUGAUUCAGAUGCAAAUGCUGCGAAAGAAUAUGCUGGCAACGAAAUUUCGACGUCCAAAUAUAAUUUAAUUACCUUCUUACCCAAAAAUCUCUUUGAACAGUUUCGUCGACUCGCUAAUGCAUACUUUUUAUUCCUUCUCUGUCUACAGCUCAUUCCACAAAUUAGUUCGUUAGCUCCCGUGACAACUAUUUUGCCACUUGUUUUCGUGUUAGCAUUAACUGCAAUAAAAGAUGCUAGUGAUGAUAUUGCAAGGCAUCGAAGUGAUAGUCAGGUUAACAAUCGUGAAACAAAAACUGUUGUUGGAAGUGAACUAGUGACGAGAAAAUGGAAGGAUAUCAAAGUUGGUGAUAUAGUACGACUAGAAAAUAAUGAAUUCGUGACGGCUGAUAUUGUUCUUGUAUCGACGAGUGAACUGAAUGGACUAUGUUUUAUUGAAACGGCUGAACUAGACGGAGAGACGAAUUUGAAAGUUCGACAAGCGCUGGAAGAAACUUGUGAUCUCGAAGACCAUAUUGACCAACUUUCAAGAUUUGACGCGGAAAUCGAAUAUGAAGCACCGAAUAAUAAUCUCGGACGAUUCGAAGGCAACUUAUCAUGGAAAAACAAGACACUACCAUUGAAAAAUGACAAUGUACUAUUACGUGGCACGAGAUUGAGAAACACUCAAUGGGCUUUUGGCAUUGUAUGCUACGCUGGUCCCGACACAAAAUUAAUGAAAAACAGUGGUAAAGCAACAUUCAAACGAACCAAGAUCGAUCAUUUAUUGAAUCGAAUCAUCCUUGGAAUCUUCUUCUUUCUCUUGGUAAUGUGUGCUAUCAUGACCAUAUGUUGCGGAUUUUGGGAAUCAUUUGUUGGCUAUGAUUUUCGCAUCUAUUUACCGUGGGAAACUUAUAUUUCAAAAGAUCAACGUAUUGGUGCAUUAGAGAAAAGUUUACUAGUCUUUUUAUCAUAUAUUAUUAUUUUAAACACUGUCGUACCGAUUUCAUUGUACGUCAGUGUGGAAUUCAUUCGUUUACUACAAUCGAAAUGGAUCGAUUGGGAUAGUAAAAUGUACUAUGAACCGAAUAAUGUUCCUGCUCAAGCACGUACGACGACACUAAACGAAGAAUUAGGCCAAAUUGAAUACAUUUUUUCCGAUAAAACUGGCACCCUAACGCAGAAUAUUAUGACAUUUAACAAAUGUUCGAUUAAAGGAAAAGUCUAUGGAUAUGUUACUGAUGAAGCUGGAAAUGAAGUUCAAGAUCCUGAAAAAUUAAAACCGAUUCAAUUCGAUGAAAAGGACGAUGAUUUCGAAUGGUAUGAUCAAAAAUUGAUCGAUGCAAUAAAGAAAGGCGAUAAAGAUGUGCAUACCUUUUUCACUCUGCUAUCCCUUUGUCAUACUGUGAUGCCUGAAGAGAAAGAUGGAAAGAUUGCGUAUCAAGCUCAGUCACCCGAUGAAAAUGCACUCGUAUCAGCUGCACGAACAUUUGGCUUUGUUUUUGUCAAUCGUACACAAAGCAGUAUCUCGGUUAAACUUCAAGAGAAAGAUGCUACUUACGAUCUAUUGAACAUAUUGGACUUUGAUAACGACCGAAAACGAAUGUCGGUCAUUGUAAAAAAAGAUGGCAAGAUAAUUUUAUUUUGCAAAGGUGCUGAUUCGAAAAUCAAGGAACGUUUGGACUCUUCGGAAAAAGAUAUUAUGACUGAAACAGAUGAACACUUGAACAAAUUCGCUACGGAUGGCUUACGAACACUUUGUUUAGCAUAUCGAGAACUAAAUGAAGGUGAAUACAAUAAAUGGGCAGAAAAAUUGAAUAAAGCUAAUACAAGUAUGGAGAAGCGUGAAGAAAAAGUCAAUGAAACCUAUGAAGAAAUUGAGAAAAAUCUCAAAUUGAUUGGUGCUACAGCUAUUGAAGACAAGCUUCAGGAUGGUGUACCACAAUGUAUUGAACGUUUAGCACGUGCUGGUAUUAAAAUAUGGGUUUUGACUGGUGACAAAGUUGAGACGGCGUAUAACAUUGGUCUCUCGUGUCGUUUGUUAACGAAUGAUAUGGAGAUUUACAUCAUUGAAGAAGAAAAUGAACAUAGUGUGGAGAAAAAAUUAGAAGAGAUUCGAAAGCAAAUGAUGGAAAAAGUCGAACAAUUAUUCGACGUUAAGAUCGAAGAUCGAAAGAAGAGACUCGACUGGAAAGAUUGGGGCAUCGAUGUGAUGAAAUUUGAUCAACACAGAAAAGCGGAAGAGCCCAAUGGUAAAGCACAACGUCCAAAUGGUCAUGCAACAACUACGAAUGAUUCGGGAGCACACGAUCGGGAGCAAUUCGAAGGCUUUGGCUUAUUGAUCACUGGACAAGCAUUAGCGUUUGCUCUAUCAGACAAAUUGAAGAUGAAAUUACUUGAGUUGGGUACGAUGUGCAAAGCUGUAGUUUGUUGUCGUGUUACACCCUUACAAAAGGCGCAAGUUGUUGAAUUGGUUAUGCAAAAUGAGAAGAAGAUAACAUUAGCUAUCGGUGACGGUGCCAAUGAUGUUUCAAUGAUACAAAAAGCGCAUAUCGGUGUGGGUAUCAGUGGACAAGAAGGUCGACAAGCUGUUCUGGCAAGUGAUUAUAGUUUUGCCCAUUGGGUUACAUAG
Messenger RNA from Adineta ricciae, 2673 nucleotides. The record is from the annotation of a GenBank genome assembly. Lineage: Eukaryota; Metazoa; Rotifera; Eurotatoria; Adinetida; Adinetidae.